ACUUGGGGACUGGACUGAAGCAUCCCAGGGUGAACCUGAUGCCCCCUGAAAGCCAACACCUUGUGCUUUUGUGUCGAUGUGGAAGCACAGGGGCACACCCUGUUUCUUAGAUCCACUGAUAUUCCUGUGCAUGAGCUGUCCCACUAGUUUAAUAGCAUCAUAUAUUACAUAUGACUGCCUACUGAAAUACUAAUGCAACACUCAGCCUUGUCCGUUCCAGAUUGUGAGAUAGCCUACCUUUAUAUGAAUUAUUUAGUGCUAUGAUGGAUCAGUGUCAUAAUCAGCUGCUGUUGUGCUUGCCAUAUGCUUAUUAUAUUUGUUUUUUUUUGUGAUUUAUUGGUGUAUUUUUGAUGUGACAAAAUAAUGGCAAUUGAUUUGAAUAUGUUUAUCUCAAUGACGAGAUCUGAAAUAGACAUGCUAUGUCUGGACCUCACUAUAAUGGUUAGUGGAGUUCGUGGCGUUAUAAAAAGGCUCACCAGAGGGCAGUAGAUCACCAAGUACCUCGACAUUCUCGACAUUUCAGCGCUCUGGCAAAUUGUAACUAGUUUUGAAGUUUUUAUUUUAGUGAUGACUUAACGAUUUUAAUAUGAUAUGUGCUUCUCACAACACUCUAAAAUGUGUAGGUUUAACGUGAUGUAUUGAUUUGAACUAACACGAUAAGGCCUACAAAUGUUUUUGGAAGACAUGAAACGUAGCCAAACUAUUUUGUUAUUAAUUUCCGACGCUUAUUUGUUUGUUUGGUUGCUUUGUUUGUUUGAAUUUGUCUUGUUCCUGGGUUUUCACUUUGAUGUAGGUCUAAUUAUGAAACAUUUUACAUUGUUCAUGUUGUGAAGGCCUAAAGUGCCAAUAGAUUAAUGUUUGAAGAACAUGAAAUGGCUUUCUUUGCUUUUUAUUUUCGCCAGGACAGCACUGUUUCCUGUCUGAUUUAGCCCCUCCUUGUUUGUGCCUCCCGCUCUCUCCAAUUUCCCAUUACUUUCUCUGAGCUUCGGUGCGUUCAGGGGGCUGAUCUUGUUCAGGAAAAAUCUCUGACAUUUGAGGCGCUCUAGAGAUUUAAUGAGCAUGCCCAGUGGCCGAAACCCCACAUAGAGGAAACGGGUGUACAUACGAGUCAUACCAAGCAUAGCCUGCGUGUCAGGGCAGUCUACUUACAGCGGGCUGUGAGGAGAUCUGGCGCGACCCUUUUGUCCCAAAUAAACAUUUCGUUUAAUUUUUAUUUUCCCUCACAAUUAGUAAAGUUCUAGAAGUGUUUUCUCACUUUUAUCCGGGUAGUUAUUUAAAUUCUUUGUCGCGUCGGAGCGCAUAACCCUUGCGGGCUAGAGAUUUAGGCUCUUAGCCCUCUGAAAAAAAAAGUUAAAGGCUGGGCCUUUAGCUUUAGGACACGAAUUCGCGAGAAAUAGACCGGUCGCACCAUUUCUCCCCCUGCCUCGAUUGAAAGCAAAAAAGCUGGUCUUUUUGCUGGCCCGAUAAAUGCUUCUUACGAAGAUGGACCUGUUGAACUAUCAGUACUUGGACAAAAUGAACAACAACAUCGGCAUACUUUGCUACGAAGGCGAAGCCGCCCUAAGAGGAGAGCCCAGGAUGCAGCCCAUGUCUCUCUCCUCGGCGGUCAGCAACCACAGGACCGGCCCUCCUCCCAUCAGCCCCAGCAAGCGGAAGCACAGCGGGGACCCAGCCCACGACGACCUGGACUGCAGCACCGAGCACGUGGCCAAGAUGAGCCGGCUGUUCGCCGCACAGUUAGGUAAACCAGUCAAUGGGGACUACCGCAAGGACCCCCGUGAGCGCAGCCGUAGCCCCCCGGAGCGAGCCUCCGUGCCGGCCGUGAGUUUGCACGCCGGGUCCCUGUACGGCCACAUGCCCAGCCUGGCCAUGGACCAGCCCCUCGCACUGACCAAACACAGCCUGGACGCCGCCCGCUCGCUAGUCCUCUCGCCCAACGUCAGCCCCGUCGAGCGCCAGCAGAAUCGGCCCUCUGUGAUCACCUGUGCCCCGGCCAACAACCGCAACUGUAACCUCUCCCACUGCCCCGUCUCCCACAACGGCUGCUCCUCUGGCCUGGCCCCCAACUACAGGAGACCCUCCAGCUCUAACAGUACGGCCUGUGACCCUGUGAUCGAGGAGCACUUCCGCCGCAGCCUGGGCAAGAACUACAAGGAGCCGGAGCCCGUGACCAACUCGGUGUCCAUCACCGGCUCGGUGGACGACCACUUUGCCAAGGCGUUGGGUGAGACCUGGCUCCAGAUCAAGGCCAAGGGCGGCUCCACCGGCAGCCCUGAGUCCUCGCCCAGCAGCCACAUGCUCAACCACAGUCACUCCCCCUCAGUCGUCUCCUGAAAGAGGACCAGACCAGAGCCCAUCCCCCCCCCCCCCCCCCCCCAACCUUAACCCUGUAGCCCCCCGCCCAGUGAGCCUUGGCUUCUGACAAACCAUGCGUGCAUGUUUUAGCGCAGCGCGGCGCGGACAGCAUUGCUAGUGUAUAGCUGUGUACAUAAGACAGAGGGGGAAAAAAAAGGAGGUGCUUCAUCUGUAAUUUUUUUAUGUUUUUUCUUUUUUUUGUGUGUUUUAUUUUUUCUUGUCUUUUGCCUUACUUUUUCAUUUCUUUUUGAAGUAUGUUUGCCUUCAUUUGCUUGGCAUAUGCAGCAUUGCCCACAGUGUAAAAAAAAAAAGAAAGAAAGAAACCAUGCAGGAACCAUUUUGUUUUGAACUAGGUAUUAGCAGCUUGCCUCUUAACGACCUGCUGGAGUUACCAAAGAACCUUCUGAUGCGAAACCUUUAGUCGAAGAACAAGCAGUUCUUUCAUGGCAGUAUUUGAUCUGGACUUCUGGUUGUCAUGCACCACCACCCUGUGUGCAGUCCCAUGCACCACCCCCCUCGUGUGCAGUCCCAUGCACCACCCAUGCACCACCCCUCGUGUGCAGUCC
Molecule: messenger RNA, 2921 nt
Organism: Clupea harengus (Atlantic herring)
Lineage: Eukaryota; Metazoa; Chordata; Actinopteri; Clupeiformes; Clupeidae
Gene: vgll4b
Product: vestigial-like family member 4b
Biological process (GO): negative regulation of DNA-templated transcription
Molecular function (GO): transcription coactivator binding
Source: RefSeq, a predicted model, not a curated record